AGGCAAAAAGAAAGUGCCCUUUCAAAGGAUUUUGAUGAGAGGGGUCCGAUUAAUGGAGUUAAAGUAAAUGCUAAAUUAGGUCUUGAUGACCCAACAAAAAAGAAUUUCGAAUGUUUAGCUA
Molecule: messenger RNA, 121 nt
Organism: Entrophospora sp. SA101
Lineage: Eukaryota; Fungi; Glomeromycota; Glomeromycetes; Entrophosporales; Entrophosporaceae
Source: the annotation of a GenBank genome assembly